Molecule: messenger RNA, 995 nt
Organism: Bemisia tabaci
Lineage: Eukaryota; Metazoa; Arthropoda; Insecta; Hemiptera; Aleyrodidae
Product: protein D3
Source: RefSeq, a predicted model, not a curated record
ACUGAGUUGAUCAGAGAGCUGGUAUUGUGAUAGUGAAUCUUAAUUUACGGAGACGGCUAGGCAUUGACUAAGAAACAAACGAAAAGAGAAAACAAAUCUGGAGACAUCGCUUUGGAGGGGAAUUGUGAAAUGUUAUAUCUGUAGUAAACAAAGGUUCAAAAUGUUUUUCCUAAAGUGUAAGAUAGGAUUAAACUUUAGUGCGGACGACAGUAUUCAUUUUUUGUUAUUCUUAUUAAUGUUUAAAAUUAGGUUAGUGUAUAGUCAAUGGUCAGUGUUUUCAAAAAAUGGCUCAAAUCCUUCGUGGAACAGGACUCUAAGUGAUAUGCUCGAGAGAUUGAACAAAGAUGAUGUGGUGCACGAACUUAUGUCGAACCAAACCAUUUUUCCUUUAGAGGUACACUACGUGCACGACAAUAUCAGCUAUACGGUUGACUUCGGAAACGAGAUUCCUGAAGCGGCCAUGACUGAAAAACCGUAUGUUGGAUGGCCAAGUCCAAGUCCAUUCGGCAUGUACACUCUCGUGUGCGUAGGUCCUGAUGUGCCAACAUUGCUUAAAGCACCAAAAUAUCGAAGUUUCUUGCAUUGGCACGUAGGAAACAUUCAAAACGAUAAUACGGUUGGGGGCGAAACCAGAGUGGAAUAUGUUGGUAUUGUCAAACCUAAUUAUGGACCUGGAAAACAUCGCAUAGUUUUCAUAUUGUACAGGCAAAAUCAAGAUGCGGAGUUAUAUUACGUAGGGGACGUCAUGACAGAAGAUGGCGACAUGGAUGAACGAGAAUUUUUUGAACCGAGAGUGAUGGCGAAAGAGAAUCAAAUGGGUAAACCGAUUGGAGUCAAUUAUUUCUGGGUCACAACUGCCGACUAAGAAGAUGAUUCAAGCAUGACCGUGAUCUGGAUCAUGAGAGCACACGAAGAGAGGAAGAAUGAGACCGGUAUGGCUCCUCUGAUAUUUGUGAAAAAAAAAAAAAUAAAUUAAAACAGGUUUUACUAUCAAA